AUGCGUGAUGCGUCCUUCUCUUCAUACUUGAACAACAAAGAAGAGAUCCUGGCUGAAUCAGGCCAUGGCUUUGCUAGCAACAGAAAAGAGACUCUUCACCAUGGAGUCAAGAAAGAAGAUGAUGGAGAAAUUGGAGUGUUUGGAGCUGAAAAGUACUUCAAUGGAGAAGAUAUGGAAAGCCCCCCAACAGUUGCUAACAAUGAUGCACACAAGCAGCCACGGAAAGAUGAACAAACAGCUCUAGUAACUAGAAAGUACAAAGUUCAGUAUGGAACUCCAAGUGUUCGGUCUGAAUCAAGUUUGAACAGCCAAAGUGCACUGUUACAAAAUGCUGUGAGGAAUUCCUCAAAGAACAUGAAAAACAAAUUGCAGAGGAAGAGUUUUCUAGCUGCUCUUGGUUGCAAAUGCUAUUGUUCUGACAAGAAUUCUGUUGAUAUUAAUGACCAUUCAGGUGAAAUCGGUUUCAACAAAAAUGCUAGUCAUGGAAAAACAACUCCAAGAAAUAUAUUCAAUGCUGAUCCAGAGGCUAAUCAUUUAGUUAAAAUGACUAAGCCUCAUGCAACAGAUAUCUUGAUCAACAAGGAUGUCUACUUCCAAAGGGCAGAGAAGUUAGGGGUGGGAUUGGGCAGAGAGAACAGUUUAGCACUCCCAGCUUUGACUUCUAGCCCAGGAAAUCAACUGCCCAAAAUGCAACUUCAAGUAGAGAGACCUAGGAAUUCAUUGGAAGUGUUUGGCUCUCCAAUAUUGGAUAGCAGGAGCAAGUCCUUGAGCUUUGAUAGAAGGUUGGUAAGGACAUCUUGGGAAGCUGCUCCAAAAAUGGAAGUAACUGACUUCUCAGCAAAUUCUGGUGGAAACUACAAUGAUGCUGAGAGUGAUGCAAGUUCAGACUUGUUUGAGAUUGAAAGCCUCACGGGCAAAUCCAACUCCCUCCUUGCUAGAUCAACAUCCAAUAUUGUUUCUAGCUGUGCCAGCCCCACCAAUUGUUAUGCACCAAGUGAGGCAAGCAUAGAGUGGAGUGUCGCCACUGCCAGUGCCUUCGAGUACUCAGCCAUGUCAGAUUAUGAUGAUCAAAGGUCAAUAGCAACCACAAGGAGUCCAAUUAGGACAUCCUUAGUUUCAUCAAAUGCUAAACCAAAAGUCAUCAAAGAGAUGCAGAGGCGUCGUCCUAGCAUACUGUUGGGUUGCAAGAGCCAGAAAGCUGUAGGUGUUGCUGGGGAUGCCUUCACAGCAUAUGAGAAACCUAUUUCCAACACACAAAUCCGUCGCAAGUCGGACACCUUCCCUCAGGUGACAGAGGCAAAGGAGGGAAGUUUGGGUCCAAGACAUAAGCAACAUGCUUAUGCCACACCCCCACUUCAGCGCUCACUCUCACCACACCCUUCGCAGCUCUUGUACAUUUAG
Molecule: messenger RNA, 1401 nt
Organism: Sphenostylis stenocarpa
Lineage: Eukaryota; Viridiplantae; Streptophyta; Magnoliopsida; Fabales; Fabaceae
Source: the annotation of a GenBank genome assembly